AUGGCAAGCCAAGCGCAACAGCAAGAGCGACUUCACUUUGUGGUAGUCGUUCUGGGUGAUCUUGGCAGGUCACCAAGGAUGCAAUAUCACGUGCUGUCUUUGCUGGGUCUUGGAGAGCAUGUUCGUGUUUCUUUUGUCGGAUACACGGGAGAAGAUCUUGUGGAGGGUCUUCAAGGCCAAGACAGGUUGGAUGUUAUUCGAUUUCACAUACCAGCUCCUGCCAUGCUGGAAAAGAUCAAGCCUCUCUACCUCAUUUGGAGAAUAUUGUCACUGUCGGUCUGUCUGCUGUGGCUGUUGCUCUUUUCUGUCAAAUCAGAUCCACAAGUCACCUGCAUUUUGGUGCAAAACCCACCGGCAAUUCCACUGCUCUUCAUCGCACUCUUGUACACCCGAAUCAAGGCCAUAACACAACAACAACGGCCAGAUUUUGUCAUUGACUGGCAUAACCUAGGAUACUCCAUGUUGAAUGGACGUACUUUUCGAAAAAUUGCCGAAGCUUUCGAGUUUGAAAUUGCCCCAUUGGCGGAUGGACAUCUUACUGUCACGGCUGCCAUGAAAGAUUUCUUGAUGGAUAGAAAGGUUGUCAAGCAGGACAAUAUCAUCUCGGUACUCUAUGAUUGUCCGCCUGCCAUGUUUGCUCCAUUGCAGCUUAUUCAGCAGCAUGAGACGCUCCAAAAACUACACAAUGCCCUGAGUCAAUCGAUUCCAAAAUCCUGGAAUCUCCAUUCUCUCGACACAUCCAAAGAAACUAUCCUCACCAGCAAACUACACAAUGGCAAUUUUGAACCCAGGAAAGGCAGACCGGCAUUUGUCACCAGCUCUACUUCCUGGACGCCAGAUGAAGACUUUGGCGUUCUGUUGGAUGCGCUGGUGACCCUGGAUACUACUAUUCAGGAAAACGAAUCAACCCUCAAAGUGUUGGUCGCUGUCACGGGGAAAGGUCCUUUGAAGAGCUACUACGAGGAAAAGAUGUCAAAGUUGAAACUGACGUCCGUAGCCAUACAAACAGUCUGGCUGGAACCAAAUGACUAUCCAAGGCUGCUGGCAUGUGCCGAUUUAGGGAUAUCGCUCCACACGUCGACAUCUGGUCUCGACCUCCCGAUGAAGAUUCUAGAUCUUGCCGGAUGCCAAGUACCUGUAUGCGCAUUAGACUUUGCAUGUCUCUCCGAACUAGUCCAGGACAAACAUAAUGGAAGGACAUUCAAGAACGCUUCAGAGCUUUCGGAUCAACUCUGGUCCUUGCUUUCUCCACUGGCCGAGAUGACCAACGCCAGCAGCCACGCUUACGGAGACUUGGCUGGAUAUUCUGACAAUCUCAAGGGCCGCACUAGAUGGCAAGAGAAUUGGUCUCGCAAUGCUUUGCCAGUUCUAAUGAAGCAGGGAUCUAGUAGCUAG
Molecule: messenger RNA, 1395 nt
Organism: Seminavis robusta
Lineage: Eukaryota; Bacillariophyta; Bacillariophyceae; Naviculales; Naviculaceae
Source: the annotation of a GenBank genome assembly